AUGGGGUGCGCAGCUUAGAAGGAUUUACUUAAAAAAACAGAUUUUGAUGAGCAUGCUUAGAAAUUAGAUAGUCAGGAUCACAAGUUCAAAGGGAUGGUCGCUUUUAAAAGUUUAAAAUAAAAGCAUAUGGCUUAUAAUAUCGGAUAGUUGUAAAGUAUGGCUUAUUUAUGAUUAACUGUAGAGACUUGCUCUCCAAAUCAUAAAUGUAAUUAAGGAUAAGAAUUAGAGGAGAUCUGA
This is a messenger RNA of Paramecium octaurelia, 237 nucleotides long. The record is from the annotation of a GenBank genome assembly. Lineage: Eukaryota; Ciliophora; Oligohymenophorea; Peniculida; Parameciidae.